CUCCCGGAGAAGGCGAUGAUCGCUCGCACAAAAUCCUGCGUCUUCAGAGCAGCCCGGCGGGGGAGGGUUUACUGAAGGGGAGUGUGCUGAUUAGGUGAGGAGAUGUCAUGGUCUUCUUCCAUCGAUGUAGGAAGAUAGCAGAUAUGAUCGCCUGAAAAAGCCAGACUACACCGAGCAAGCAUGGCAUUCGCCCAGUCCCACAUUAUGGCAGCUAGAAGACAUCAGCACAGUAGACUCAUAAUUGAAGUGGAUGAGUACAGCUCCAACCCCACACAGGCUUUCACGUUCUACAACAUUAACCAGGGACGUUUUCAGCCCCCACAUGUGCAAAUGGUUGAUCCAGUGCCCCAUGAUGCUCCCAAACCUCCAGGAUAUACACGAUUUGUCUGUAUUUCUGAUACUCAUUCAAGAACUGAUCCCAUCCAAAUGCCAUAUGGAGAUGUGUUAAUACAUGCUGGUGAUUUUACUGAGCUGGGACUUCCAAGUGAAGUAAAAAAAUUCAAUGAGUGGUUAGGUAGCCUGCCCUAUGAAUACAAGAUUGUGAUAGCAGGAAAUCAUGAAUUGACCUUUGACCAAGAAUUCAUGGCUGACUUAAUCAAGCAGGACUUUUACUAUUUUCCCUCUGUUUCUAAGCUGAAGCCAGAAAGCUAUGAAAACGUACAGUCUCUUCUAACAAACUGCAUCUAUCUUCAAGACUCCGAAGUGACAGUGAGGGGAUUCAGGAUAUAUGGCUCCCCUUGGCAACCUUGGUUUUAUGGCUGGGGCUUUAAUCUUCCACGAGGCCAAGCACUAUUAGAGAAAUGGAACCUUAUUCCAGAUGGAAUAGAUAUUCUUAUAACACAUGGACCACCUCUAGGUUUUCUAGACUGGGUUCCCAAGAAAAUGCAACGGGUAGGAUGUGUUGAGCUGCUAAACACAGUCCAGAGACGAAUACAGCCACGGCUUCAUGUUUUUGGACAUAUCCAUGAAGGUUAUGGUGUCAUGGCUGAUGGAACUACUACCUAUGUGAAUGCAUCUGUGUGCACUGUGAAUUACCAGCCACUUAAUCCACCUAUAGUUAUUGACUUACCUACUCCAAGGAACACAUGA
Calypte anna (Anna's hummingbird) is the source of this 1089-nucleotide messenger RNA. RefSeq names its product metallophosphoesterase domain containing 1 (gene MPPED1). The transcript has 7 exons. NCBI's taxonomy places the organism in Eukaryota, Metazoa, Chordata, Aves, Apodiformes, Trochilidae. The coding region runs from base 181 to 1089 and encodes 302 amino acids. The record is from RefSeq and is a predicted model, not a curated record. Gene Ontology annotation, molecular function: hydrolase activity.